UCUAUUGACUUUAUCAACCAAAACCUCUUUAAAACAACAAAAUCAUUAAUUCAUUUCACCUCAGAAAUUGUAGUCCUGCAAGAGUUAGGUUGCUUGUUUUUCUCAUCAACAAUGGCAGAUAAUAAUCAGCAGAGAGUGUUUCCUGUUGUUCAUGAUAUUGAGGCACCACAGCCACCAACAGCUCCAUUGGUGUCUCGGGACACCUCGAGAUCCGACAGGGUAAGUCCGAUUGAGAAUCAGAAGCAACAGCAACCCCCGAUUCAACGUACCAUUCCGGUGAAGCACGCAAAACCACCCAAGAAGAGAAGAAGUUGUUGCUUCAAGUGCUUCUGCUGGAUAUUUAGUAUCCUAUUGCUUCUGAUAGUUCUAAUUGGCAUCACUGUUGGUAUCUUAUACCUUGUGUUCAGGCCAAAACUACCAGAUUACUCAAUAGACAGAUUGCAAAUCACCCAAUUCAAUCUCACCAACAAUAACAGCUUAUACGCCACGUUCGAUGUGACGAUUACUGCCACGAAUCCAAACAAGAAGAUUGGGAUAUACUAUGAGGGAGGAAGCCAUAUAAGAGUGUUAUACAUAGACACAACACUAUGUGAAGGUUCAUUACCAAAAUUCUAUCAGGGUCACAAGAACACAACUGUGCUUAAUGUGCCUUUGACUGGACAAACACAGAAUGCAACUGAUUUGUUCUCAUCAUUGCAACAGCAGCAGCAACAAACCGGUACGGUACCUUUGAAGAUUAGAGUUAAGCAGCCGGUAAGGAUUAAACUUGGUGACUUGAAGCUUUUCGAGAUUAAAUCAUAUGUUAGGUGCAAACUGGAGGUGGAUAACUUGUCUGCAAAUAAUGAUAUAAGUAUUAGAAACAGUAGUUGUAAGUUCAAAUUUAGGCUAUAAAUUCUUUUAUGUAUAUAUAUAUGUGCUAGGGGGGUUAUAUUUUUUUUUAUUUCUACUAUUUUUUCUUGCUCUCUUCUGUAUGCAGGGGAAGGCAUUGUCUUGGUUUUCUUCCCCAUAUGCUUCAUAUAUACCAUUGAUGUAUUUUUUUGAAUAAUACCCUAUGCAUGCAUAAUAUAUUUGCGGGUUUUCUUUUAGA
Tripterygium wilfordii is the source of this 1087-nucleotide messenger RNA. Its product is annotated as NDR1/HIN1-like protein 6. Bases 112 to 891 code for a protein of 259 amino acids. The record is from RefSeq and is a predicted model, not a curated record. Lineage: Eukaryota; Viridiplantae; Streptophyta; Magnoliopsida; Celastrales; Celastraceae. The transcript has a single exon. Gene Ontology annotation, cellular component: plasma membrane.